AUUUUAUAGCGUUAAUCAUCUCAAGCCUAUACCUUACCAACAUAGAUAACGGUACAUAGCGUAGAGAAGUCUGCUCAAAUCAGUUCCCUUUCGAGAGCUUUCUCUCAACAUUGCGGCUAGCAGUUUUUUUUAUCAGAAAACUUGCUUGAAUAAUUUUCAAACCGUUUAAAAGUUUUACUCCUACGGACGUUGACCUCGUUCAAUAUUGGCUUUUGCAAUGUGCACCAGUCUACAGUUUGUAGAGGACACGAUCAAGCCAUGGACAUCAAUGUUGUAAAUUCUCUUACAUACGAAGAUUUCGUUAAAAUAUUUGGUAGCUUGGUUGAGAAAUGCCCGCUUAUAUCGGCUGCAGUAUGGUCACGUCGGCCAUUCAAAGACCUAGCAGACUUCGAGACUCACAUAACGGAAUUCAUUCACAAUCUUCCCGACUCAGGUAAAGAGGGCAUCUUGCGGUGUCAUCCUGAUUUAGCUGGCCGAGAUCUCCAAAGCGGGACGCUAACACGAGAGUCUCAAGAGGAGCAGAGUCAGGCCGGUAUGGACACACUGGAUUCCGCCGAGAUUUCGCACAUGUAUCGUCUGAACGCGCAGUACAAAGAGCGCUUUGGCUUCCCUUUUGUCAUUUGUGCCCGUCUGAACAAGAAAGCAGAGAUUUUGCAUCAACUAUCUGAACGUCUCACGAAUGACCGUGCAGCGGAGAGAGAGGGGGCAAUCGAAGAGGUCAAAAAAAUCUGUAGCCUCCGAUUGCGCAAUAUUGUCCGAUCUGACAUUCAGACCAAACUGUAAUACAAAGUAGGCUAACCUAAUAUAAAAUGUAACCUUGUGGUUCGCGCUUCUCAUCCAUAUCUGAAUGCAUUUUGUUAGGUCUAAAAAAUGAAUAAGGAAACACACAAACAAACAAGAAUGUCAAAAUAAACUAUAUAAAAUAAAGUUUAUAAGAUAGCCUACAUGAAACCAUAAUGGUGACAAUGUCGUCUCAUACACAUCAUAUAAGAUGUCCAGCCGAUUAAAUGACAUUUCAGCUUUACAUUAUUUGUUAAAGGUUGUAUGAGCAAUAAAACUGAUUAAUUAUUAAUUACUAAUAGAGGUAUUGUGAGGUAUUCCGCUCUUAUUUGUAACCAAUUAAAUACAUGACAUGUGU
Triplophysa dalaica is the source of this 1138-nucleotide messenger RNA. RefSeq names its product ureidoimidazoline (2-oxo-4-hydroxy-4-carboxy-5-) decarboxylase (gene urad). The record is from RefSeq and is a predicted model, not a curated record. Bases 259 to 783 code for a protein of 174 amino acids. The transcript has 2 exons. Gene Ontology annotation, biological process: allantoin metabolic process. NCBI's taxonomy places the organism in Eukaryota, Metazoa, Chordata, Actinopteri, Cypriniformes, Nemacheilidae. Gene Ontology annotation, molecular function: carboxy-lyase activity.